AUGAGUGAAUUAACUGAAGGGAUUCCCCGUCGUCUCUUUAUUGGCCCUUAUCCGAUAGAAACUAGAUAUCGUGGGCAAAUGCCUUUAUGUGGCAGAUGUGGCGAAUAUGGACAUCGUGUUUCCAAGUGCUCGAAUGAUGUAAAGUGUUUCAAGUGUGGUCAAAAUGGUCACAUACAACGUCAAUGUUUCAAGUGUUUUCUAUGUGGCCAGUUUGGGCAUGUCAGGGCAAAUUGUCUAGAGAAUCGACGUGACGUGUCCAAUGACAGAGAUGAUGAAACGUCGGAAAGUAAUUUCAGUAACGAUAUCGGUCGUGAUGAAGACAGUAGCGACGUGUCUCGGUCGAGUGAUGAAGAUAUGGACCCUGUGGAAUCGACAAGUGGUAAGGAUCCAGGUGGCAUCAGAGAUGAAGUUAUGAACGCGAUAUCCAAUGAUGCCAGCCAACAUCACCCAACAGAACAAGGAUCUGUCCAAACAGUCGAGAACAACAAGAGAAAAGCAGAAGAGGACGUUUCCAUACCUGACGAAGGUGUUAAGGUUCCUGAAGACUCCACUGAUCAACUAGCCUGCGAACAGGCUCUCAAGCUGAAUUGAGAGCCUGCAUCGAUGACUAAUGAAUUCAAAUAUCUGCGUCUCAAAUCGUGACGCGAAAUUCUCAUUGGUCAGAUGCUAUAAUUUAUAUGUUUCCGCUGAGCUCUAUAUAUGUCAACUGCUGAAGCACUAUGCAUAAAAAACACAUUAACUGAUCAAAUUGGUCUUGGUCAUCUUAUCUCAAAGCACGAAAUGUUCUGUUUUGAGAAAACAGUAUUUAAAACAUUUGAACUUUUGCUUGAAUAUCUUAUAUUUCGAAAACCAGUAUAAACUGUACGGUCUAAAUUUAGUUUGCAUGGUCUAAAUUUAGUUUGCACGAAAGUUGUAAACAACACCAUAUAAGGAUAGACAUUCCAUAUUUGGAAAAAGAACGUUACGGGGCAGAUAUUCAAAUUCAUUAGUCAUCGAUGCAGGCUCUCAAUUCAGCUUGAGAGCCUGUUCGCAGGCUACUGAUCAACGUAUUAGUGAUAUGGGAGGCUCACCUGAAGAACAGAAAAAAAGACCGAUAAUUAAGGGGGAAAAGAAGAAGAGAAAAAAACAUAAUAAACUUUAAGGAACAAUGGCGGAAAUGAGUGUGGUAUCUUUAAAUGUUAAUGGACUUAGAGAUCAUCAGAAGCGUCGUCUGCUGUUUGACUUUUUAAAGUGUGAAAAAUUUGAUGUUAUAUUUCUUCAAGAAACGCAUAUUGCAACUGUUGAAGAUUGUGUAAAAUGGAACAAAGAGUCGGGACUGAAAAGGUAUUGGAGUCUUGGCUUGUCAAAUAGUUGUGGUGUUGGUAUAUUACUCCGUGAUCCCGACAGAUUCAAACACUGUACUUUUCGUUGUGAUGCUGCUGGACGUAUCAUUUCUUUGGACUGUACAUUCAAUAGUCAGGACUUGCGGUUUAUUAUUAUAUAUGCCCCUACUGACGAGACUAAGCGCAUAGAAUUUUUUCAAAGUCUUGAUACACAUUUUGUCUCUCGUAAGGAUAAAUAUGGCGGAAAUCCAGCCUCAGGAGAUACUGGUGCUUUACAUCUGAAUAAACUAAUACAGCGAUUUGAUUUAGUUGACAUUUGGCGUAAACAGCACCCAACUGAUCGCCAAUUUACGUGGCAAACUAAACGUGGUAGUAUUAAAUGUCGUUUGUAUUUUUCUUCAUUGCUUGUAAGGGAUUAUGACAUCAAAACAGACAUAAUGAUAUAUCCAUAUUCGGAUCAUGAUCUUGUUCGGAUAUUGUUAACGGUUGACAAAGCUAGUAGUAAUAUUGGCCCCGGUGUGUGGAAGUUAUAUGUCUCAUUAUUACAAGUGCAAGAAGUUCGCGAGCAAAUUGCUUCAUUUUGGGAACAUUGGAAAGAUCGGAAAAGUGAUUUUGGUAAUGUAGCAGAAUGGUGGGAUUAUGGCAAGUUAAGAGUUAAAUUUCUUUUUCUCAAAUAUAGUCGCAAAGAAUCUCGAAAGCGCAAGCAAGAACGAGCGACCGUACUUAAUCGCUAUCGUCGUAUUGUGUGUAAAACAAAUUUAUCGGAGGAUGAAGUUAAAGAACUAGACUUAGUUAAGUCCCAAUUGGAAACUAUGGAUUUAAAACGUAUCCAAGGAAACAAGAUCCGAAGUAGAGCAAAAUGGCUCGAAUCAAACGAACAGCCAUCGCGCUUUUUCUUCCAAAAGGAGAAAAGAAGAGCGGUUAAGAAAACGUGUCAUGCUCUACGCACAAGUGAUGGGCGGAGAGUGACUGAGCAAGAUGAUAUCUCAAAGGAACAAGUUAGAUAUUAUAAAGAACUUUAUUCAAAUGUGCCGACAGACAAAGUUGCCGUAGGUCGGUUACUCAAUUUAUUUGACAGGAAACUAACAAAUGAGCAACGCGAUUCAAGCGAGGGACAGUUAACGGUGGGUGAAUGUUUGGUAGCAGUAAAGUCUAUGGCAAAUGGCAAAAUACCGGGUUCAGACGGUCCACCGAAAGAAUUUUAUUUGUCCUUUUGGGAACUGCUUAAAGAAGACUUUGUUGAAAUGGCAAAUUAUUGUUUUUCAGUUGAACUGAUGCCCGAGUCUAUGCGCCAGGCAUUAAUAUCACUGUUGUUUAAGAAAGAAGAUCCUGAAUUGUUGAAAAAUUGGCGCCCAAUUUCGCUCCUCAAUACAGAUUGCAAGAUUAUUACAAAAGUUCUUGUAAAUCGUGUUAAACCUGUUAUGCCUAUGAUAAUUCACCCGGAUCAAUGCUGUUCUGUCCCUGGACGUUCGAAUGAAGAUAAUGGAAGUUAA
This is a messenger RNA of Paramuricea clavata, 2815 nucleotides long. Lineage: Eukaryota; Metazoa; Cnidaria; Anthozoa; Malacalcyonacea; Plexauridae. The record is from the annotation of a GenBank genome assembly.